Messenger RNA from Diversispora eburnea, 176 nucleotides. The record is from the annotation of a GenBank genome assembly. NCBI's taxonomy places the organism in Eukaryota, Fungi, Glomeromycota, Glomeromycetes, Diversisporales, Diversisporaceae.
CAAUUUUAAAUUAUUGCACAGCUUUACUUCAUUUAAGUCCUGAACAAGUAAUAGCAAUUUUUAAUAAUAAUUUUAAUGAAUUAAGAAGAUUUUUAUUUGGUUGUAGAGGAGGAUUUGAUGCAAAUAUUAAAAUUAGAAUGGUUUAUGAAAAUCCAUGGAAUAAUUUGUUCCUUUGA